GCGUCUGGCUGGAAACUACGGAAACUGAAGAAGGCAACAGUACUUCCGCACGCCGGAGGCGGAGGCGACCCCGCGCGUGCUUCUGGCUGACACGCAGGGCCCGCCGCCGAGCCCUUUCCCCACUUCGUCUAAGCGCCGCCGCCAUCAAUCGAUCGAUCGCCUCUGCUAGGCUAGGUCGGCUCCUCCCUGAUCCGCUCCUCUGCUCCGGGCCAUGGCGGACGAGGCGGCGCUGCCGGUGGCGGCGGCAGCGGGGAGGGAGAAGGAGAGGGAGAGGGAAGAACGCCGCCGCUGGCUGGCCCGGUGCGCCCUCGCCGUCGUCGGCAUCAUGAGCACCCUUCUCGUCUACGGCGUCCUCCAGGAAAAACUCAUGAGAGUUCCCUAUGGAGCAGACAAGGAGUUCUUUAAAUACUCACUUUUUCUUGUUUUCUGUAACCGUAUCACUACAUCUAUGGUGUCUGCCCUGGUCUUACUGUCGAGUAAAAAAUCCACAGACCCGGUCGCUCCAAUUCAGAAAUACUGUGUUGUCUCCUUGUCAAACAUACUGACCACAACUUGCCAGUAUGAGGCCCUCAAGUACGUGAGUUUCCCGGUCCAAACUCUUGCCAAAUGUGCGAAAAUGAUUCCUGUCAUGAUUUGGGGCACGAUAAUGAUGAAAAAGAGAUACGGUGGGAAAGAUUACUUCUUUGCAGUCAUUGUGACUAUGGGUUGCUCAUUGUUCAUUUUAUUCCCGGCAUCAAUGGAUGUCAGCCCACUCAAUAAAAGCAGAGAAAGCACUGUUUGGGGUGUUUCACUCAUGCUUGGUUAUCUUGGAUUUGAUGGUUUCACAAGCACCUUCCAAGAUAAACUGUUCAAAGGGUAUGACAUGGAAAUACACAACCAAAUAUUCUACACGACAAUGUGCUCUUGUGUUCUUAGUUUAAGUGGACUUAUUCUCCAGAAUCAUCUCAUUCCAGCUGUGGACUUUAUGGUUCGUCAUCCAGAUUGCUUCUACGACGUCAUAAUCUUAUCCACUGUUGCAACAGCUAGCCAGUUCUUCAUAUCAUAUACCAUCCGAACAUUCGGCGCCCUCACAUUCGCUACAAUAAUGACAACUCGACAGCUGGUGAGUAUACUCCUGUCCUGUGUUUGGUUCGUACAUCCCCUUAGCUGGAUGCAAUGGGUUGGUGCUGCCAUUGUAUUCGGUGCCUUAUACGGGAAGAGCUUCUCGAGAAGCAAGCCACAAAAGGCAGCCCCAUCAUCGCAGGGUUCCAUACCCAAUUCCGCUAACAGCAGUUGACAGGAAAUAACAUAGGAAAUACGGAACCUCCUGAUCUACCGGUCGCCUUUUCGCUGUUCCGGACACAAGUUUCCAUGUCCGAGGCGAAUGACACCCCUGACGGAGUUAACUCAGAUCCUGGACAGACAGGUUGUAGGAUCAUCAUGCCUCAGCUCCUGAUCAACCUGGGCGGAGGGAACUUUGAAGGCUAAGCCGGGAGGGAACUUUGAAGGCUAAGCCGGAGAGGUCUAUUAGUUUAGCAUCCAGUGACAGUUUCUCGAGGCAAACCUAUGGCAAAUUAGUGAGCUCUGAUAGCUUUUUAGAUUGUGUGGUGGUGUCUCAUGCAGCAGGUAGCCUGCCUGCGUUGAUGUAUGUAAAAUUACCUAUUUACCUCUAGAGGAACUUUUUUUUUAGAGCUGCAAAAGGUUCACCAGCCCUGUUCCAUUGCAUAGCAUGAAACAACCAGAUUCAGUAGAAAACGUGACGUUUUAGUUUUUUUACAGCAAA
Messenger RNA from Brachypodium distachyon (stiff brome), 1762 nucleotides. RefSeq names its product UDP-galactose/UDP-glucose transporter 5. The transcript has 11 exons. Gene Ontology annotation, cellular component: Golgi membrane; endoplasmic reticulum membrane. Gene Ontology annotation, molecular function: 3'-phosphoadenosine 5'-phosphosulfate transmembrane transporter activity. Bases 212 to 1276 code for a protein of 354 amino acids. The record is from RefSeq and is a predicted model, not a curated record. Gene Ontology annotation, biological process: transmembrane transport. Lineage: Eukaryota; Viridiplantae; Streptophyta; Magnoliopsida; Poales; Poaceae.